AUGACAGAUAGCAACGACGUCACCACUAAAAAAAGCCAGCUGUUAUUCCUGAAGGGAAGGCUGUGCAAGAUUGCUGCAGCUACAAUCAAUGCUCAUCUGGGAAAAACAAGUAGUGCGAAACGAAAACAAGAGGACUUGAAAACUUCUAUCACAGAAAAGGUCAAAUCUCCAAGGUUGUGCGAGACCUCUUCAAGUGCUUUACCUUUCGCAUACGACAUUGAUUCCAAAGCCACUGCUCCUCUGGUUCUGGAGGACCCUGAUUUUCUACCGCCUAGAAUAGAGAAUAUUUCUGACGGGUCUAUCGUAAAUUUGGCGGGCUCGCCAUUGCAGUUUUCCAAGACUGAUUCUACUUUUGUUGAUACCCUACGUCGUUACUUCUCCCCCGGAGAUUUCCAAAUUGGAUCCCAUGCGCAGAUAACGACGUUUAAAAAGCAGCGAUGGCUGAUGUGGGAUCCAGAAGGACAGAACCGGCUCAUGGUUUUUAUCGUUUAUCAAGACGUUCAGAUAAGACGGGGGGAAAGUCAGCCAGCUCUAGCUAAGGCUAAAUCCUUCUAUGCAAUAGCUGUAUCUACACACUUGUCCUGCCUUGCACAUUAG
Messenger RNA from Talaromyces rugulosus, 597 nucleotides. RefSeq lists its product as uncharacterized. The record is from RefSeq and is a predicted model, not a curated record. The transcript is spliced from 2 exons. The coding region runs from base 1 to 597 and encodes 198 amino acids. Lineage: Eukaryota; Fungi; Ascomycota; Eurotiomycetes; Eurotiales; Trichocomaceae.